AUGGAGGUAAAUAUUGAUCAAGCGGUUAAUAUAAUGCUUCAACCGCACGUAGACCCUUCAUUGAAACAACAGGCUAUAACGUUUUGUGAUCAGAUAAAGAAUUCUCCUGAAGGAUGGCAAGUGUGUCUUUCUCUUUUUACAAAAAUACCCAAAGUAUCAGAACAAACAAGACUAUUUGCUUUACAGGUUUUAGGAUAUGCUAUCAAAUCAAGGAUUAAUGACUUAACACCCCAAUCUCUCAAUUUUAUAAAAAACCAGAUUUUUGAUUGGGUUAUACAGGAGUUUUCUCCAAUGAGAAUAGAAGAUACAGAUCCUCCAUUUUUGCAUAGCAAGCUUUCUCAUUUUUUUGCUUUACUAUUCAUUACAUUGUAUACUACAUCAUGGUCUUCUUUUUUUACAGAUAUUUUUGCUCUCAUACAAAAUUCCUCAUCACAAAAUGAAAAGUCUUCUGCAAAAGCAGCUGAAUUCUAUCUUAAAAUUCUUCUUUCUAUCGAUGAAGAAAUAGCAGAUCAACAUACUUCCAGAGAACCGAACCAAAUUUCUAGAAAUAAUUCACUUAAAGAUAAAAUUCGUCAAAAUGAUAUGCAUCGUUUAACAGAAUCGUGGUAUAGACUUAUGAUCCAAUAUCAGCAAACAAAUAAAAAUAUUGUUGAAUUCUGUAUGAAAGUAAUAAGUAAAUAUGUUUCAUGGAUAGAUAUAUCUUUAAUCGUCAAUAAUUCAUAUAUGACUUUUAUUUUCGGACUUCUAGGCGAUCAACAACUUCGCAAUACUGCAUGUGAAACUCUUGUCGAAAUUGUUAGCAAGAAAAUGAAGCACACUGAUAAACUUGAACUAAUAUUUCUUCUUAAUAUUACAGAUCAUAUAAGCAAUUUAGAUUUAACUAGUGAUCCAAAUUUUACAGAAAACAUCGCAAAACUUGUCAAUGCACAAACUAUUGAACUUAUUUGUAUAUGCAAUGAUAAUAUGAUGUCCAAAGAAAUUUAUAUAAAAGCAGAUUCUCUUCUUUUUAAUACAGUUCCAUUCAUUCUUCAAUUUCUUUCAAAUGAAUAUGACGAUACUUCAUCAGCUGUUUUUCCAGCCUUGAAUGAUUUAUUGGCUCUGAUUCGAAAACAAAAAAAAAGAGGGCAAAUGGAUUCAUCUCGAAACGAUUUAUUAAAAUCUAUUUUAAAUGCAUUAAUUAUAAAAACAAAAUAUGAUAAAUCCUCAGAUUGGUUAAAUGAAGCACAAGCUGAUGAAAACGCAAAAUUUUUAGAAAUAAGGAAAAAACUUCGAACUUUCCAAGAUAUGGUCGGAUCUAUUGAUUAUGACCUUUAUUGUAACUGCAUUCUGAAUUUAGUAACUAAUGGAUUAAACAAAGGAUUUUCUGAAGUAAGCUGGAGACAUUUAGAACUCAUUCUAUAUGAAAUAUUAUCUUUUGGGGAAAAUUUAAAAGUCACCACAUAUGUAAAUAAUAACAAUAAUAAUUCAUUUACUAUAUUAGGACAGCUACUUGGAAUGAUAAUAAAUUCAGAAAUAUCAUCAUAUCCUCAUCCAUCUAUUCAGCUCCAUUAUUUAGAGAUAGCAGUUAGAUAUGUAUCAUUUUUUGAGUUCCAACCUUCACUUAUUCCUAAAGUUCUUGAAGCUAUGGUAGAUCAACGAGGACUAUAUCAUCAUAAUACUCAUGUAAAAAAAAGAGCGUGCUAUCUUUUUUCAAGAUAUAUUCGUCUUUUAUCAAAUAAAAUAGGGAACUAUGCAGAAACUACACUAAAAGCUAUUCAAGAUUUACUCGUUGUAAAAAUAAAACAUAUAUCAAAUACUAAUACUGAUAAUAAUGUUAAUACUGAUAUUACAACUGUUAAAGACUUAAUCGACAGCACAUUAUAUCUCUUUGAAGCAGCUGGACUACUUAUAUCUUUAGACACGAUAGAUAAAACCAAGAAAAUAUGUUUAACAGAGUCUAUUCUUAAACCACUUUUUUCAGAUCUCCAAAUAUGUCUUUCACAAGAUAUAAAUGAUAAUAAUAAUAUUUUACAUAUUCGUAAUAUUAUUAUGGCAGUUGGAAAUUUUGCUAAAGGGUUUCCUGAUAUAUCUCGUAAAUCUUCUAUUAUAAAUCCUAUUUCAGAAACCUUUUUGCAAGCGAGUGAAUUUAUUCUUAUUGCUUUAGAGACUUUAAAACACGAAGAGAUAAUAAGAGAAGCGGCACGUUUAUCUUUUGUAAGGUUAACAAACAUACUCGAUCUUGAAAUAUUGUCCAAAUUUCCACGUUUGAUAAACGGGUUAUUGUCAGAAAGCAAAACAUCUGAAAUAAUUGACUUUCUUCCAUUUCUUGGGUUACUUGCUCAUAGAUUUAAGUCAAAUAUAUAUGAUAUAUUGAAUACUUUAUUUACGCCUCUUUUAAAUAGAAUUUUUCAAUCUCUUAACCAACCAGCAGAAGGUACAGACGAUAUCAUUAACCAAAAUGAUCUCAAAAAAAAAUACCUUGAAUUUGUUUUAGGAUUACUUAAUAAUGAUUUAGAUUCGGUUUUUAUAAGCGAUGUUAAUCAACCAAAUUUUGAAGCAUUUCUUCAAAGUAUCAUCCAUUUUGCAGCAAAUAUAUCAGAUCCUUCAAUAGAAAAAAUAGCAUUUUCUAUUUUAAACAAAAUGAUUACAUUAUGGGCAUCUGAUCAAUCUCAAAUAAGUGAUAUUAAAAUUAAAAAAACAGUUUCUGGAUUUGAUCAAUUCAUAUUUCAAUCGCUUUCUUCACUUUGUUUUGAAGUUCCUUCAAAACAAUCCUUUAACCCACAAGAUACGCAAACUAUCACUGUUUUAAGUGAAAUAUCAAACCUUCAAUUCACAAUAUUUCAAAAAAAACAAGCAGAAUUCGAAAGAUAUUUAUGUAAUAUAUAUUUUCCUUCAGUAAAUAUUCCUAAAGAAAUAGCUAAUGAAUAUAUCGAAGCACUUAAGCAUUUAAAUGCAAAACAAUUUAAAUUUUUUUUUCAGAAUUUUAUUAAUAAUCUAAGACAAAAUACAACUUUAUAA
This is a messenger RNA of Pneumocystis jirovecii RU7, 2997 nucleotides long. RefSeq names its product Ran GTPase-binding protein LOS1. Gene Ontology annotation, biological process: intracellular protein transport; tRNA re-export from nucleus. The transcript has 15 exons. The record is from RefSeq and is a predicted model, not a curated record. Gene Ontology annotation, molecular function: small GTPase binding; tRNA binding. NCBI's taxonomy places the organism in Eukaryota, Fungi, Ascomycota, Pneumocystomycetes, Pneumocystales, Pneumocystaceae. Bases 1 to 2997 code for a protein of 998 amino acids. Gene Ontology annotation, cellular component: nuclear matrix; cytoplasm; nuclear pore.